Messenger RNA from Oncorhynchus tshawytscha (Chinook salmon), 1811 nucleotides. RefSeq names its product forkhead box protein N3-like. Gene Ontology annotation, biological process: regulation of DNA-templated transcription. The record is from RefSeq and is a predicted model, not a curated record. Gene Ontology annotation, cellular component: nucleus. The transcript is spliced from 6 exons. Lineage: Eukaryota; Metazoa; Chordata; Actinopteri; Salmoniformes; Salmonidae. Gene Ontology annotation, molecular function: cis-regulatory region sequence-specific DNA binding; DNA-binding transcription factor activity. Bases 259 to 1725 code for a protein of 488 amino acids.
UGCAUCGGGGAGGAGGAAGAGCUCAAAUAACCAGAGUCCUGGAAAUGCGCUGAUGAGGACUAUGAUUUAUGACCGCACUUGGUUCGCAUUCCCCGGGCUAUCUCUCUAUAAACCUCGGUGUUUAAUUAGGGCGGAGGAAUACAAUGGAAUAUUUUAAAGGAAUUAACGCAGGAGUGGUUGUUCCAAAUACGUCUUCUAUUUGUACCUCCUGAUUCAAAGGCUAGAUCGUCAGGAGUCUAGGUGGUGGUGGUGGUGUCCAUGGGACCCGUCAUGCCUCCCAGUAAGAAGCCUGAGGCGUCGGGCAUCAGCGUGGCUAGCGCCAGCCUCUCCCACCUCUACCAGGCCAGCUCGCUGCAGGAGGCAGAGGAACUCGAUCUGGCCUUCCCCGCCCCCUUGGCCCUCCCCUUGGCACCCCUCACCGACGGAGCCGCCAAGCCUGAGAAAGGCACCUCCACCCCAGGUAUGGAGGACGAGGAGUUGACCAACCUCAACUGGCUCCAUGAGAGCAAGAACCUGCUCAACAGCUUUGGAGACCCUGUCCUGCGCAGCGUCAGCCCCGUGGGGGGCGAAGGGGGUGUGGCCGGUAACCGCGGCGACGGGGACCACGACAACAUGCCGCCAUCGCCGAUAGCGGGCGGGGACCUGCCGUACGACGCCGAUCGGAACCCCAACUGUAAGCCUCCCUAUUCCUUCAGCUGCCUGAUCUUCAUGGCCAUUGAGGACGCUCCGUCCAAGAGGCUGCCGGUGAAGGAGAUAUACACCUGGAUCCUAGAACAAUUCUCCUACUUUGCCAAUGCUCCCACAGGCUGGAAGAACUCUGUCAGGCACAACCUGUCCCUCAAUAAGUGUUUCAAGAAGGUUGACAAGGACAGGAGCCAGAGCAUUGGGAAGGGGUCCUUAUGGUGUAUAGAUCCUGAGUACAGGCAGAAUUUGAUUCAGGCUUUGAAAAAGACACCUUACCACCCUCACGCCCAGGUCUUCUCAACGCCACCCACCUCUCCUCGGGCAUAUCAGAGCAUGUCCAGUCCUCCUCUAUGGCCAGGGAGUCCCUUCUUCAGAAGAAACGGAGGAGUCCUCCUACAAGUCCCCCAGGGAGUGAUCCAGAACGGAGCCAGAAUGAUGAGUCAUGGGCUGUACACGGGAAUACGACCACUACCCAUCAAUCCCAUAGGGAUCAGAACAGCUGAUGACAGGUCAGUGCUGUCCGGAGGCUGUCGGAAGCGUAGCGACAGCAAUCCCCCCUGUGACUCCCCAUUGGUCAGCAGCGACCCCAAGGAGGACCACACCUACAGCACUAACCAAUCGGAUGACGGCAGCGACUACACCAGUGACUCCAGUCUCCGCCCCAUUGCCCGUGACGUCGCCAACGAUUCAGACUUUGACUACGAGGACGACGAAGACGACAAGAGCAAGAUCCAGCUGGAGAUCAAGAAGGAGGAGCCGCGCGAUUGGCCUAUAGACACGUUAGACUCCACCCCUUCCAGCCAGCAGCACAACAAGAAGCGGCAUCACUUCUUGAAAGCCAAGCAGCGGAUGGGCAUGGCUAGCGACACCCUCCCGCUAAAAAAACGGCGCGCAGAAAAGCCGCCAGAGAGUGAUGACGAGGAGAUGAAGGAGGCGGCGGGUUCGCUGCUCCACUUGGCUGGCGUCCGGGCCUGCUUGAACAAUAUCACCAACAGAACCGCCAAGGGCCAGAAAGAACAGAAAGAACCCACAAAAAACUGACCACAGAAAGACAGAGAGAGAGAGAGAGAGAGAGCAGAGAGAGACAGACAGAGAGACAGACAGAGAGAGACACAGAGACACAGAGA